AUGCAAGGCGACCCAGACAAUGGGGAGCAUGAUCUUGUCAUUACCGGUGUCACGCGCGAAGAUGCGGGCAGCUUCGAGUGUCAGGUCUCCCCUACUGCCGACCAGCCCCCGCUUCGGCGCUCAACAAAUCUCUCCGUUCUCGGUAAGUUAAUAAACCUUGCUUACGCACAUAGCAUCAGCUUGGAAAGUAGCAGUGGUAAAGAAUAA
Messenger RNA from Dibothriocephalus latus, 207 nucleotides. Lineage: Eukaryota; Metazoa; Platyhelminthes; Cestoda; Diphyllobothriidea; Diphyllobothriidae. The record is from the annotation of a GenBank genome assembly.